Messenger RNA from Oryzias latipes (Japanese medaka), 885 nucleotides. RefSeq names its product chemokine (C-C motif) ligand 35, duplicate 1 (gene ccl35.1). The record is from RefSeq and is a predicted model, not a curated record. Lineage: Eukaryota; Metazoa; Chordata; Actinopteri; Beloniformes; Adrianichthyidae. Gene Ontology annotation, cellular component: extracellular region. Gene Ontology annotation, biological process: immune response. Gene Ontology annotation, molecular function: chemokine activity.
UUUCACUGUAUAAAGAUGGAGGCAGAUGGAGGAGCAUCCACAUCAGAUCUCUAGAGCCAAAGUGACCCUUUCCUACCUUGUGACCCUGUCAGGAUGGCUGCUGCUCGUUUCUGUCUGCCUGUGCUGGUCCUCAUGCUGGCCGUUCUGGCUCUGACCCACGGUAUGCGGGGUGCCGGCCCAAAGAAAUGCUGCUUCCGCUUCAAUGAGACCCCCAUGGAAAAGGAAAAUGUGGUGGCUUACAUGAAGACCAGCCAGCGUUGCUCCAGGCCUGCUGUCCUGCUGAAGACAGCGGCCGGCCGUCAGCUGUGCGUCAGACCCUCAGCCCCCUGGGUAAAAGAGGUCAUCAGCUACCUGGAUACUAUGGAACAGUCCUCCAGUAUGUAAGGAUGGAAGCAACAGGAGAGCCCCCCCCAGCAGCUCUCCCAAUGCCUGCUGCACACUCAGAGCUACUGAGUUUUUUUGACAUCUCUGUUUGAGUAUUUUGGGUUUUCUUCGAUUUUCUGAAAACAGCUUAUUUAAUUCAACACUUUGACCGGCAACACUGUGAACGGCUGUAAUCUGACCCGGGGGGGGGGGGGGCCCCCCUCUACCACAAGGAAGGAGGGCGCCAGCUCCUCGUCAGCAGAGAAUAAGCUAUAAACUACAGAACAGUUUGACCUGGAAUUGUUUUUAUUUUUCUACAUAUUUGAAGUCAUUGUUUCAAAGAAUAUGAAUUUCCAAGAUUCUUUCAAUCUUGAUCUGAAACUUUGAUUUUUAUUUUAUUAUAUUUCAAACAUUGAAUUUCUAUUUGUCUUCAUUUUAGCCUGUAACUGUCUGAGUCUGCAAUUGUUGUAAAAGGAAACAGAAAAGUUUUCUGAAAAUAAACUGCUUUUGUUUGAGAUCAAA